This is a messenger RNA of Boleophthalmus pectinirostris (great blue-spotted mudskipper), 2037 nucleotides long. It is a transcript of the gene tbxas1, whose product is annotated as thromboxane A synthase 1 (platelet). Gene Ontology annotation, molecular function: steroid hydroxylase activity; heme binding; oxidoreductase activity, acting on paired donors, with incorporation or reduction of molecular oxygen. The transcript is spliced from 15 exons. The coding region runs from base 79 to 1746 and encodes 555 amino acids. The record is from RefSeq and is a predicted model, not a curated record. NCBI's taxonomy places the organism in Eukaryota, Metazoa, Chordata, Actinopteri, Gobiiformes, Gobiidae.
GGUGUGGUUCAGUCUGGGUAAAACAGACCAGAGGUACAGCUAGCCGCAUCUGAGAGGUGAUAUAAGGUUAAAUUCCUCAUGGACUUCUCAAAUGUAUUUUUUAUGGAUACCAGUGAGUGGCCAGUGACCUUUGCUCUGUUCCUUCUUUUUCUCAGUCUUCUCUAUUGGUAUUCUGUUUACCCGUUUUCUGUGCUGUCAGAAUGUGGCAUCAAACAUCCCAAACCUUUGCCAUUUUUGGGGAACAUUUUUCUAUUUCGUGAGGGUUUCUUUAAUUCUUUGACGGAUCUCAUAACAACACAUGGACGAGUUUGUGGGUAUUACCUGGGACGCAGACCGGUGGUGGUGAUCGCUGACCCUGAUAUGCUUAAAGAGGUGUUGGUCCGAGACUUCGGCAACUUCCCCAACAGAAAUACUUUUCGAUUCGCCACCAAGCCCAUGAGUGACUGUCUGCUGUUGUUAAAGAACGAAGAGUGGAAAAGAGUCCGGAGCAUCCUUACACCUUCUUUUAGUACGGCUAAAAUGAAAGAGAUGGUUCCACUCAUCAACACAGCGACUAAUGCUCUGAUGGACAAUCUGAAUGUGUAUGCAGAGUCAAAUGAGGCCUUUGACAUCCACAAAUGCUUCGGCUGCUUCACCAUGGAUGUCAUUGCCAGUGUGGCGUUUGGCACUCAGGUGGACUCCCAGAACACCCCUGAUGACCCUUUUGUGCGACAUGCUCAACUGUUUUUCUCCUUCUCUUUCUUCAGACCAAUCAUGUUUUUUUUGAUUGCCUUUCCUUUUAUAUUGAGGCCUUUCGCAAGCAUCAUUCCAAACAAAAGACGGGACCAGAUGAACCAUUUCUUCAUCAACACUAUUCGAAAGAUCAUUAUACAGAGAGAGGAGCAGCCCCCAGAGCAGAGACGCAGAGAUUUCCUUCAGCUGAUGUUGGAUGCGCGCAGCAGGGGGGAUGAGAGUGUGUCUUUGGAGCACUUUGACACUGGAGUCCAUAGUGAUGAUCCUCAAACCUCAGCUUCGUUAAAUAAAGACAGUAACAGCAACAGGAGCCUGUCACCGCAGGAACAGUUACAGAGGCGAUCACAGAGAAAGACCAUGUCAGAGGAUGAGGUCAUAGGUCAGGCUUUUGUCUUCCUUUUGGCCGGAUAUGAAACUAGCAGCAACACACUGGCCUUCACCUGUUACCUGCUGGCUCUGCACCCCGAGUGUCAACACAAGCUCCAAGAGGAGAUAGACCACUUCUACACUCGACAUGAGUCUCCAGAUUACACAAAUGUUCAAGAGCUGAAAUAUUUAGACAUGGUUAUAAGUGAAGCUCUGCGCAUGUACCCACCUGGAUUCAGGUUUGCUCGAGAUAUUGAACGUGACUCAGUGGUGAAUGGCCAGCGACUGCCGAAAGGAGCCUGGUUAGAAAUUCCAGCAGGUUUUCUCCACCACGAUCCAGAGCACUGGCCCGAACCGGAGAAGUUCAUCCCAGAGAGAUUCACUCCAGAGGCAAAGGCCGCUCGUCAUCCUUUUGUGUACCUCCCCUUUGGUGCGGGUCCUCGUAACUGUGUGGGCAUGAGGCUGGCACAGCUGGAGAUGAAAAUAGCUUUAGUAAAUCUGUUUCACAGGUUCACCAUUGUGACCUGUGAUGAAACAAAGGUUCCACUUGAGCUGAAGUCUUCGAGCACUCUGGGCCCCAAAAAUGGCAUCUAUGUGAAAAUAAUAAAAAGGGAGAUGGGUGAGGAGACUGAACAAAUCAGCACAUGAUGCAAAGGAAUCACCGGAUAAAGGAUAUUUUUCUUAAUCUUCAUCUCGGUCAUCUGUAUAUUUUAUAUUUGCACAAAAAAUGCUUUUAUACUCUGUCACAUGUGAAGACAGGCACUGUAUUGUGACAUACUUUUACAUUCUUCAGAUCAUGCUGCUAAAGUCCAACUACUUUACACAAGAAGUAGUUUUUUUAUUGGAUAUGAGAUAACACUUGUAACUGAAGCUCUGAAGUUAACGUUUUGUGGUGAGGAAGUGUAUAUAAAAAACAAAAAAUAAAGUGAUUAAAACAUC